CACUGCGAACUGAUAGCCCUUAGGCAAAAUGUAAACAAACAAAGCAGCUGAACAGCUUGUAUAUUAAAGAAAAACAAAAUUAUUAAUAAUAAUUGUAAAAAUAAAAUUAAAAUAAAAACUAUUUGUUAUGGCUAACAACUCUUGGGCCACUGGUCUAAUAAAGACUCUUAAAGAUCCCAGCACACACAUUAUAUCCUCAAAUUUGGCUGUAGUUAUAAGUGACAAAUAUCCAAAGGCCCAACAUCAUUAUUUAGUUUUGCCACAUGAAGACAUACCCUCGAUAUUUAAUUUAACUAAAAUCCAUUUAGCUCUACUAGAAGAAUUAUAUUUAUUAGCUUUAAAUGUUAUAGAAGUUAAACAACAGAAAUUGGAAAAUUUUAAAAUUGGUUUUCACAAUCAACCCAGUAUGCAGCGUUUACAUUUACAUGUUAUUUCCAAGGAUUUUGUUUCCGACUGCUUAAAAACGAAAAAGCAUUGGAAUAGUUUUAAUACAGCAUUAUUUUUAAAUUAUGAAGAUCUCUGCCAGCAGUUACAGGAAUCGGGAAAAGUUAGACGUUUAGAUAGCGAGACUUUAAAAAGUUUAAGUAAUAUGGAUUUAAAGUGCAAUCAAUGUGAAUUUGUUGCCAAAAAUAUGCCUACAUUAAAGCAACAUUUACUGGAACAUUUAGAAUAGAUAAAUAAAUAAAAGUCAAUGACGUUCAAACACAAAGAA
Messenger RNA from Lucilia cuprina (Australian sheep blowfly), 712 nucleotides. It is a transcript of the gene Aptx, whose product is annotated as aprataxin-like protein. Gene Ontology annotation, biological process: single strand break repair; double-strand break repair. Bases 128 to 673 code for a protein of 181 amino acids. Lineage: Eukaryota; Metazoa; Arthropoda; Insecta; Diptera; Calliphoridae. Gene Ontology annotation, cellular component: nucleus. The transcript is spliced from 3 exons. The record is from RefSeq and is a predicted model, not a curated record. Gene Ontology annotation, molecular function: mismatched DNA binding; single-strand break-containing DNA binding; DNA 5'-adenosine monophosphate hydrolase activity.